UCCGCCCGACAACGCCUGAACGUCUGCUGCCCACUUCUGCUGCACGUCUCGCUUGUUCUGCUUUGACGCCCCACCCGACGCUGCUCUGUCUUUGACGCCGAGCCACUCCCCAGACAGACUCGUCAAUUCCGUCGGUCUCUCGUCAAAUCAUGCAGUCAACAGCGCAGACCGAGGCCACCACAAGACGUGCGGUAGUGACACGACCUCCAUGGGCGUUUUCUUCCUCAUCGGGGGAUUAUGAGACCCCCGACCCUCCCUACCCACCACCAGUCCUCAGCCGGUCCCAGCUCGCCGCUUUAUCUCGACAACACGACCGCCUGAGAGAAGCAACGCCACCUACAAUCAGCAAGACUCCAGAGGAAAGCGUCGGCCGGUGGCACCGAUUCAUCGCCCAAGGCCCGUUACCGACACACGUCCCAGAGGGGGCUGUCCUUGUCUCUCCGGUCUGGAUGAAGGCGAAUCUCCCCAACCUCGAGGCACAGCCCUCCCCUUCGGUGAUUGAGACAACAAAACAGCCGGAAAAGGCCACCGGCCCCCACGCUGUCUGGAAGAAGACCAAGCACGCCCUUGUGAACAGCAUCUGGGUUCCGUUCACCCUCCGCCUCCUCGUCCUUGCCUUCACUGCCACCGCCCUCGGCUUGUCAGGCUCAAUUUUCCACUUAACCGACGGCACGGUGUGCAAGAAAGGAGCCUCGACGUGGCUCGCGUUGAUAGUUGACGCUGUUGCCGUCAUUUACAAUGGGUACGUCAUGGGAGACGAAUACAAAUCACCGCCGCUUGGGCUCAGGCCCAAAAGCGCGAAGUUGAGCCUCUUACUGCUAGAUCUCUUCUUUGUUGUCUUCGACUCCGCAAACAUAUCGUUGGCGUUCAAGGCACUUACAGACGAAAGUUGGGCUUGUUUCGAUGACGUCCCCAACGUGGAAUACUCCACCGUGGCGUUGUGUCCGCUGAAUAACAAGAUCUGCAAUCACCAAAAGGCGCUGGCCGGAACGCUCCUUGUGGCAUUGAUUGCGUGGCUGACAACAUUCACCAUUUCGCUUUUCAGGGUCGUUGAAAAGAUUGACCAAAGACGGUCAUGAAGGGCCUUUUUGUGCUGCAUAGCGUGGGCGUCUUGGGGAAACUUUCGGGGUUAUUGAUACCAUUGCGUCUUUCUUCUGUUCUUCACGACCCCUCUUCCUAGCUGCAACGAAAUACUUGCCUCUUCGAUCUACGGUGCCUUGCCAUGUGAUUUGCUGCUCAUUUACGACUGUAUGAGGUGCCUCGACAUACU
This is a messenger RNA of Mytilinidion resinicola, 1270 nucleotides long. RefSeq lists its product as uncharacterized. The transcript has 3 exons. Gene Ontology annotation, biological process: positive regulation of catalytic activity. NCBI's taxonomy places the organism in Eukaryota, Fungi, Ascomycota, Dothideomycetes, Mytilinidiales, Mytilinidiaceae. Gene Ontology annotation, cellular component: fungal-type vacuole; cell periphery. The record is from RefSeq and is a predicted model, not a curated record. The coding region runs from base 150 to 1079 and encodes 309 amino acids.